Molecule: messenger RNA, 875 nt
Organism: Porites lobata
Lineage: Eukaryota; Metazoa; Cnidaria; Anthozoa; Scleractinia; Poritidae
Source: the annotation of a GenBank genome assembly
UUUACUUUUUUCCCAGAGGAACUUAUUCAGAGAUUUGCCUUAUUCAAGCGAAACUGCUUUGCUUCUGUGUUUGAGAAGUACUUUGACUAUCAACAAGCAGGAUCUGGUGGGGAAACUCAUGCAGUUAUAAACUAUAGGGAUGAUGAGUCUAUGUAAGUAAUAUCUUUCAUCAAGAAAUUAAAAUCUAAAAAAACUUUACAGAACAUGUAUCAGAUGGUAACAGAACUAUAGAUUUUUGUAUCAGCUUUGGCUUUGGAGAAUGUUGGCUCAAAUACUGAGUCAAAAUCCGCCAUUUUUUUUUUAAGACUUAAAAACUUUCAAAGCAUGAUUGAAAAAAAAGAACACUUUUCUAGCUCCUUUUUGGCUUAAAAAUUUAAUGUUGUGACAGAAAUUGUCAGUUUUUAUUUUCCUUCGGCACCCAAGAUAUCCCUAGGUGUGAUAUUUAAUUAUUUGUUUACACUUUAUUGUGAAGAUCUUACUUUUGUUUCAAAUUUAAGUGAUACUAAGUCACAGUGCACAAUGUACAUUGAACAUGUGAAAAUAUUCUGUCCCUCUCAAAAAUUCCUCUCACAUGUAAAUUGCUUAGUGUUCUAAGAGUUUUCAGAGAAUAUCAGAGUUUAAGAAUUAAGAGGAAAGAGGGGUUGUAACUAGAAAAAGGUUUUAAUCUAUGAGCUGCUAAGACUUGUUUCAUCCUGCAUGACACUCAGUAUGACACAAGUUUAAUAAAUUAUUGCAGGUAUGUACAAGCAAAGGAUGACCGUGUUACAGUUAUUUUUAGCACUGUAUUUAAAGAUGAUGAUGAUGUGAUUAUUGGCAAAGUCUUCAUGCAGGUAAGCCUACAGCUGCAUACCUUUGAAACUCCAGAUGACCAUUGA